ACUCUGGAAGGAGUUAAUAAUCAACAUCAUCGUAAUAAUCCAUCUCUCAGAUCAUAUUAUUCUUAGGCUGCCAACUGAGACAAGAAGGGGGGAAGUGUAUGUCAACAAGAACAGGUCAAACUUUUUUCUCACCCGUCCACUGCCAAUUCUUCUUCUCUCUUUCCACUAUUCCAUCUCUCAUUUGCCCCAAGUACUACGUAGUCAUCGUCUUUCUCUCUUGCUCAGCCUCUCGCUCGCUCGCUUGCUCACUCGCUCUCUUUUCCUUGCCGUCCCCUUUCGCGUGGUAUUAUUACCUUACCUCCACGUUCGUUUGGCUCCCGAAAUACGGGUACGGUUCUGCGCCAAUUCUCUGUCUCUUCCGUUCCAUCUUCAUUUCUCUCUUAUCCUGCCUGCUGCUCCCCCAUCUUUUCCUCCCCUCUUCUUCUUCAUUCCCACCAUCUCUGCCUCUUUCGUCUCUCCCUAUCGACACCAACCUCCUCCUUUCAUUUUUCUUGUCCGGCGCUAUUUUCUGCAACUGAUACCCCUCGACCGUGCACUCUUCGUUUUUUCCUCACCCGUUUCAAUUCGAUUGUACACAUUUCCAUCUCCUUCAUCAUCGGCCGAUUUGACCUAGCCUCCACGCCAUCAUCCUACGCGGACACGUCGAUUGUGUCGCACCGUCUGCCUUUUUCAAGUGUCCGCCUGAACAUGCCUAUCGGUCGUUAAACUCUCUGCCGCCCGCUGGCUUCUCCAGCUUUACCCGGGAA
Molecule: messenger RNA, 746 nt
Organism: Aspergillus ibericus CBS 121593
Lineage: Eukaryota; Fungi; Ascomycota; Eurotiomycetes; Eurotiales; Aspergillaceae
Exons: 1
Coding region: 99-518 (139 amino acids)
Source: RefSeq, a predicted model, not a curated record